UUAGGAACUGCAUCUUGGUCCUCGAACUGCUUUAACUCCCAGAGAAAUAAUUACACUUAACAAGAACUUAUUACCUACUGAAAAAUAUAAUGACUGAAUUCCUGGUUUGUUUUAAUUGGUGCAAUGGUGAACAGCCCCAGCCGAAGAGGCGUCGGAGACUGGACCGGAAUAUGAUAGGAGAACCAAUGAACUUUGUACACACUGCACAUGUUGGGGCAAGAGAGAUGAGUAGUGACUAUUCCUCAGCUGUAUCAAUUCAGGACCACAUGAAGUCUAAAGGUGGCUAUACAAAUGGCACUUCUGCAACUGUCGAGAUAUAGGAAACCGAGAAGGCUGAAAUCUGCUCUGUCUUAUGAGGACCCCCUGGACUGAGCUUCCAUAUUCUCAAAAACCUCUUUAUCGUGGAGUAGGGAGAGUACUUGAAUUAUAAAUAGGUCAGUGCAAGCUUUGGUGUUCUUUGCAUAAUAGCUUCUGAAGGAGUUACUGCAAAUUAUCCUUAAAAUGGUCUGUCAUGAUAGUGUUGUAGUAGCAACUGUAAUUUGUCACUGUGGAUGACUUCCUAGCUGUGUCCCAAAAACCUCACGAAGUUGUCUUGUAGGAUGGGAUUGGAAGUCAGUAUGAAUUUUCUGGGGUUUUGGUCUCUGUCUCUUUCUCCUGUCAAGAAAUGCAGAGGUUGAUUUAAUUGGAAGAUAUCACAUGUUUGCACUUCUUACGUGGGCCAAACUGAAUUGCUAAGUAGGAUCUCGUAGCCUGUAAUGUAACUUUAGACCUGUUUUUUAGAUGGCUUACAACCUAAUGCAUAAAUCUACUGAGCUGUACUUUGGUAUUUUUUUUAAUGUCUUUUGGUGGUGAACAAACUCUAACGUAAUAUAGUUAGCUGAGUGUGCAAACCCCAGUGAAACGUCUGCCUUGCUGUGAUAAUGCUUUUGUAGCUAAAAAUGGAGGUUUUGCAAACAUACCCGCUCUCGAACGAGGCUUAGAAAAACAAGACAUUUCUCUCAAUUACUGGGCUGCCUCCCUUCCAUGCAUGCAGUAGUGUGACUGACAGGCAUUACUACAACAGAGCUAAUAAUAUGUACCGGAUAACCUCGAGCGGUGCUACAGUAUGCUCACAACUGUGUGUUAAUUUUGCAUGACUACUAUUGAAUUUUAAACUAAACAGAUCUAAGGUCACUCUCUCUGUUACCUAUCUGUUACAAUAACUACACAGGACUUCAAGGGGUAUCUCACUUGUCUUUCUGGCUCCUUAAUUUCGAGAGGUGGUUUUUGUUUUGUUUUUUAGAUAAACUAAAUUUUUUCUUGCAUGUGGUUUAAAUAGGAAGUAUGGUUUAAGUGAUACAGCCAUGUGAAGGACAGAAAC
Messenger RNA from Aptenodytes forsteri (emperor penguin), 1360 nucleotides. RefSeq names its product CDC42 small effector protein 2-B. Gene Ontology annotation, molecular function: small GTPase binding. NCBI's taxonomy places the organism in Eukaryota, Metazoa, Chordata, Aves, Sphenisciformes, Spheniscidae. Gene Ontology annotation, biological process: regulation of Rho protein signal transduction. Gene Ontology annotation, cellular component: plasma membrane. The coding region runs from base 90 to 320 and encodes 76 amino acids. The transcript is spliced from 3 exons. The record is from RefSeq and is a predicted model, not a curated record.